CACACCUCUACACUGCAACUACCACACAGCCUUUUUUCCUUCGAUUGCUUGCCCGAGCAGAUUAGCUGAUACAAUGGCAGAUGAAAGCUUCCAGCAGGAGUUCCUCACCAAGCACAACAUCUACCGGCAGAUGCACCAGAGCCCCCCGCUGACAAUGAGCACAGACCUCAACAAGUCAGCCCAGAGUUGGGCCGAUCACCUGCUGGACAAUGGGAUCAUGCAACACAGCGGCAGCGGCGUUGGAGAGAACUUAUACUGCAUGUCCAGCUCUGCACCGAUCAACCUGACUGGGAAGGAGGCUGUUGAAAGCUGGUACGAAGAGGUGAAGGAUUACGAUUACAACAGACCUGGAUUCAAAGGAAACACAGGCCACUUCACCCAGGUGGUGUGGAAGGAGACUACGGAGGCGGGCGUGGGUCUGGCUACAGAUGGCAAGAGGGUGUUUGUGGUGGCUCAGUACAGACCUGCUGGUAACGUGAACGUCGCGGCAUACUUUGAAAGAAACGUCCUUCCACAAGCAGGCGGGGCAGGGUCCAGCGGAGCAGACAGCGAUGGAGGAAAAAAGAACUGCACACUGCUGUAAAACCCCGCAAGGAGAAAAACGCCUGUAUAAGAACCAUGCAGAAGAACCCUGACCAUUAAACACCUGUAUUAGAACCACGCAGUAGAACCA
This is a messenger RNA of Gadus chalcogrammus (walleye pollock), 673 nucleotides long. RefSeq names its product Golgi-associated plant pathogenesis-related protein 1-like. Lineage: Eukaryota; Metazoa; Chordata; Actinopteri; Gadiformes; Gadidae. The record is from RefSeq and is a predicted model, not a curated record. Bases 74 to 583 code for a protein of 169 amino acids. Gene Ontology annotation, cellular component: extracellular region. The transcript has 6 exons.